AUGCCCACAUCAAAGUCCCUAUUAUUAUUACUAUUAGUAUUAAGCACCUCACACUUUGCUAAUGCUUGGAGAGAUGUGGUCAUGCCAAGACCAAAAGAUACAACUACAACAGAAGCUCCAAAACCAUGGGUGAGAACUAUUUAUGACAGUGCUAAGGAAAUAGUUACACCAACAGUUAUCGCUGGAAUAACAUUUUCUGCUGAACCAGAUAAAGAAUCAGAUCCUUUGAAACCAUGGGUUUCAUUAAAGAAAGACGGUUCACCAGUCACUAUUAAACCAGAAAUAAAAAACGGUAGAACCAAAAACGCAUAUCCAAGCUACUCGACCUAUUUUCAAAAUGUUUAUACUACUUCGUUAACUUACGAGGAUUUGGGUAAACCUCAAAACAUGGAUCCAGAUGAUAUUUUUGAAAAAGAAAUUUUUGUCGAUGAUGAUGAUACCUAUACUUCCUUGAAUCCUGUUAUGAGAUGCACGCCGCUUAGCUAUUUCCAAAAGGGACCAGCUAAAAACAUUUUAAGUGAGCCAUUUUGCUCACCAAGGGAAAAAACCAAUUUGAAAGUUGAUGAUACCUACUUUAUUACUUGGUACACCAAGUUUUUCACUCACCCUGUUACUGAACAAAUUGCCGAAAAAGUUAGACUACAUUUCACUUAUGUUAAAGAAGAUGCACGUGAUAAAAAUUUACAUAAAAGAAAUCCAGAAAAGGCCACAUUUUUCAUUACAGAAUGGUUGAAUAAUGUUGAUGGUAUCUUCCCAUUAGAGGUUCAAGAAGCGUGGUUACAAGGUCAGGCUUACAGAGCUAUUCUAGUAACUAUUCAACCAGAUUACAUUAAUGACGAUGAGUUUCUUCCAUCGACAGCUGACAACGGACUUGAAUUUAUAAUUAAAUUGGGUUCCAAAGUCUUCAAAACAACGAAAGAACAAUUAGCGUUACAAGAUGCAGGCAUUUAUAAUGAUUCUAUCUAUUACAUUAUUUUAGCUAUUCCUAUGUGUGUUGUUGUCACAUUUGUUGGAAUGUAUUUUUUCUUAUAUUUGACCAAAGGGAACAGAGAUUUUAGCGACAUUAAAAGCUCUGUUUUGAAGAGCAGACACAGAGUUAUCGGUCGUAUUAAGGAUAUCAAGAAGUUUAGGGGCAUCAAGAAUCACAAAUACGAAGAGUUGCCCCAAUUCAAAAAAGUGUCAAAACAGAAUUGA
Saccharomycodes ludwigii is the source of this 1194-nucleotide messenger RNA. RefSeq names its product Psg1p (gene PSG1). The coding region runs from base 1 to 1194 and encodes 397 amino acids. The record is from RefSeq and is a predicted model, not a curated record. NCBI's taxonomy places the organism in Eukaryota, Fungi, Ascomycota, Saccharomycetes, Saccharomycodales, Saccharomycodaceae. The transcript has a single exon.